AUGUCAACAAAAAAACGAGUUGUUCUUACUGCUGCACAAAAACAUGAAAUUUGCAAAGCAAAAGAAAAAAAUCCAAAUAUUAAAAACAUAGACCUCGCAAACCAGUAUUCUGUCGGUAAGUUAACAAUAACUGAUAUUUUAAAAGAAAAGGAAAGAUGUGCUUAUGAUGAUCUGCAAAAUGGAGUAACAAAAGAGAUGGCUGAAUAUAAUGUUUAUAAUGCUAUACUUAACGUAGCUGAA
Racocetra persica is the source of this 240-nucleotide messenger RNA. Lineage: Eukaryota; Fungi; Glomeromycota; Glomeromycetes; Diversisporales; Gigasporaceae. The record is from the annotation of a GenBank genome assembly.